This is a messenger RNA of Clupea harengus (Atlantic herring), 1233 nucleotides long. It is a transcript of the gene rtkn2, whose product is annotated as rhotekin-2-like. Bases 1 to 1233 code for a protein of 410 amino acids. Gene Ontology annotation, biological process: hemopoiesis; positive regulation of cell population proliferation. The record is from RefSeq and is a predicted model, not a curated record. NCBI's taxonomy places the organism in Eukaryota, Metazoa, Chordata, Actinopteri, Clupeiformes, Clupeidae. The transcript is spliced from 9 exons.
AUGGGUGAGGGUGUAGAGUCAGACUUUGAGUUGAGGGUGGAGCUCUACAGCUGUUCCAUGGACGAGACUCCGCCCCUCUCCGCCACACCCAGAAAACUGGCCAAUAAGCUUCGCUCGUCUCUGGGGAAGGCUGCAGGAAGGAAACUCCGCCCCCUGCUGGACUCUGGAGAGCACGACGACUUCCUACAGACACACCCCCUACCACAGGGCGUGUCCUUUUCUUUGUUGGCUGUUACCUCAUUGGGCCUGCAGCAGGCUGGGAGGAGCUUCUUGUCUCAUCCACUCAAGAUCACCCAGACCGCAGAGUCGUCGUCAUGGUUACCGCUGUAUGGGAACGUGUGCUGUCGUCUGCUCGCCCAGCCGGACUGCAUGAGACUGCCAACACACAGUGGGCCUCUCCGCCAGCAGGUGUGUGUCGAAGGAGUGUUUCGAUCCUGCAGUCUGCACUGUGAGCUGCAGGGGGAGACGUUGAGCUGCUGGUUGAGUCCUGAGGAGGUUUUCCUCACGGUGCCCGUCACUAUGGACACGCGUGUGAGAGUGCUAAGGGAUCAGCACGGCUCUGGCUCCGCCCCCUACACCAUGACCAUCAGCACUCCUGGCUCCGCCCCCAGCACUCAUGUGUUCCAAGGCCACGCCCCCGAGCUGCAUGACUGGGCUGCUGCUCUCUCCCAACACACACACAACCUGCGUUCCUGGAAGCACUGCUGUGAGGAGCUCAUGCAGAUUGAGGUUUUGUCUCCACGGAAACCACCCCUCUUCCACUCCAAACAGCCAGAAACUGUUUACAGCGAAAUGUGCAUUAUCUCUCCGGGCAAGUUUGAGAGUGUGACUGACAUCAUCCACAACAAGAUUGAGGAGACUGGAGGCCGCUUUCUGAUUGGCCAGGGGGAACAGGCGGAGCCUCCUAAUUGGUCUGCCCUGUUUGAGGGGUCCCGCCCCCUGGUGGUGCAGAAGGUGGUGAUGUCACCGGGGAAGGAGCCCUGCCACUCCAGCUUCAGCCCGGUUGCUCACGGCAACAAGAAACGCAAAGCCCCGCCUCCCCCUCCCGACAAACUUCCAUACACCACGCCCACUCCGACCAUGACCACGCCCACUCCGACCAUGGCAUCCAGUCCAGAGAAGGAGAAUGUUUUUAAAACCACAUCGUCCAAUCUGGAAAAGGGGCGUGUCUUGAAGGCACCGCCUCGGUCGGGACGGCCCUCUCUGGACAAUGCUCACACCGAAGAUGUUUAG